Sordaria macrospora k-hell is the source of this 795-nucleotide messenger RNA. RefSeq lists its product as uncharacterized. Gene Ontology annotation, biological process: intracellular iron ion homeostasis. Gene Ontology annotation, molecular function: 2 iron, 2 sulfur cluster binding. Gene Ontology annotation, cellular component: nucleus; cytosol. The record is from RefSeq and is a predicted model, not a curated record. Lineage: Eukaryota; Fungi; Ascomycota; Sordariomycetes; Sordariales; Sordariaceae.
AUGUCGACCAUCAAGGACAUCACCAGCAUCGAGGCCUGGAACCACCAUGUUUCGUCGUUGCCGCCAUCCACCCUCCUGAUCGUCUCCUUCCACGCGCCCUGGGCGGCGCCCUGCGCCCAGAUGGCGACAGUGCUCAAGACAUUGGCGAGCGAAUACCCCGUUACCGAGCCGCUUUCCACCUCGUGGGUCUCCAUCGACGCCGAAGAACUGUCUGACAUUAGCGAAACGUACAACGUAACGGCCGUUCCCUUCCUCGUGCUAUCGCGUAAUGGCCAGGUCUUGGAGACGGUCAGCGGAAGCAGCGCCGUCAAGGUUCGAAACGCGAUCGAGACCCAUGCCAACAAGUCGUCGGGCGCUGGAGCUAGCGAGAAGACAUCGGUCGCCGCAAAUGGCGCCGCAACUGUUGAGGGCCAGGCCGGCGACGUUGUGCCUCAGGACCCCGAGAAGCAAAAGGAGGAGCUGUUUAGACGUCUGGGUGACCUGGUCAAGGCCGCCCCGGUCAUGCUGUUCAUGAAGGGUACCCCCAGUGAGCCCAAGUGCGGCUUCUCGCGACAGCUGGUUGCUAUUCUCCGAGAAAACGCCGUCAAGUACGGUUUCUUUAACAUUCUAGCCGACGACGAAGUACGACAGGGUCUCAAGGAAUUUGCGGAUUGGCCUACUUAUCCACAGCUUUGGGUCGACGGUGAGCUAGUGGGAGGACUCGAUAUCGUCAAGGAGGAGCUGGCGAACGACGCCGACUUCUUCAAGCCAUAUAGUGUCAAGGCGAACGGCGAUGCGUCUGCGGCGCAGUCCUAG